UGGUUGUAAAUGGGAAUGGCGAAACUAGUAGCUGGUGAGUGGAAAGAAAAUUUUGCAGAAUCAAAUGUAGAAUCUCGUGUGGUGUUGCAAUGGCUUUACAUCCAGAUUGGAAAGCUCCUUCAACUGUUGAUUUUUCGUGGAAACAGUUUGUUAGGGAAGGUUGUUCACAAAUCGAAGAAGAUACAAAGAACAAAAAGGUAAAAUCAGGCAAUCAUUUAACUGGACAAGAAGCGAAAUAUAUUUAUGAGGAAAUUGUCGGUUCAGAUAUUUAUCCUGAAAACAAGCCAACGAUAAGCUCAGGACACAGCAAGAAAACAAGUGCUUGUGUUAAUUCUGUAGAACCUUGUGUAAGGAUAAAGAAAUCCCAAGACAGAGCAAGUGUUAAUGUGACGGACCAGUAUGGGUGGACUGCACUUAUGUCUGCAGCUUGUGCUGGUGCCGUGGAGGUUGUGAAAUUCCUCAUCUCCUGUGGAGCUGAUGUAAGUCUAAGAGACAAGAGUGGGAACACUUGCCUGUCUCUUGCAAGAAGAAACGGCCACCAUGAAGUCGUGCAGGCAAUCACAGAGGGCCACAGGCAGACUGAAGCAGAGAGUCAACCAUCUCAAACUAGGCAUGUUGAAUUUUACUGUGAAUCAUGCAAGCAGAAUUUUCAUAGUACCAGCAGGGAGCAGCAUGCUACAUCCACAGUUCACCUCUUCAGCUCUAGGCCACAGGUUGCAGUACCAACUAUGUAUGGCAUUCCAACAAGUAACAAGGGGUACCAGAUUCUUCUUAAGCGGGGUUGGGACAGGGAGAAAGGGCUUGGACCUGAUGGAUCAGGGCAUAAGUUUCCACUGAAGACAGUGCUGAAAUGUGACAGGAAAGGGUUUGGGGCUGACACCAAAGAGAAGGCACGAGUGACGCACUUCAAGCCGCAUGCCUUUCCAGUGGAGCAGAAGACAAACACUGGCAGUAGGCGCAAGAGGGAGGCACUGCGCAACAAGGAGCGCAGAAAAGAGCAGGCAUUACGACGGGAACUGGGAGACAUGCUCUGAAAUCUGGUGCCUAAGACUAGAGUCUUGAGUGUACUACAUAUAUUGGCAUAGUUUCUUUCUCUGAAGGUUUGUGACUAUGGUCAAUUCCUUAUAUGGGUAUUGUAUUGUACAUGUUCCAUUGUCUGUGCUAUAUUUGACAUAGGCUGAUGUCCGAGAUCUGGUUUGUACAACACAGUGUGUAUGAAAUACACCAGAGACAGUGAGAAAUAUAAUGUUUAUGUAACUGAUAUAUAGCGUGUUUGAUUAUCAUGUAUUUCUCUUUAGGCAUUGCAGGGGAAGACUGGCUCUCUCAGCUUCUGUGCUCCGAGACUGAGAUGAUAUAUAUAGCCACAGCAGACAAGACUUCGAUAUUUGGACUGAUCAAUUUUAGAUAGUGGGAAUGUAGCCUAGGGAACAUGUUGGAAAAUAGGAGCUGUAAGCGUAGAACGGCCAUUUAGAAUGAAAUGCAAAGUGUUACCAUUUUCUGUUCAAGGUUUCAUGCUAAUGACUCUCCCUUUCUCCUGUAUUCGUUACCAGUGCCACUUAUUAUCGAAUGCCAUCUCCCACCAAUAACACACAACAUAGCUGACUCACAUGUAUACUGUGUAAUUUACAUAUGUAUGCAGCAUGUUAAUGAGCAAGGGUUCACGGCUGUCAUAACAUAAAUUUGCAUAAUGACAGCGAUCAAUGUUACACACAUAAAACUUCUUUGUUAUAAAUGUAGUUAGUAUACAUUAGAUAGUACUGUGAUUGUGAAAGAAAAUAAUUUUCAGAUGUUGACAGAUGUACACAUUCUGAAGCCCUCUGAAUACAGAAAAGCAGGGUUUUCAAAUACAGCCUGAGUGUCUCCACAUACAUGCACCUUACUUGAACAAUUGCGUCCUUAUUGGUAAUUAGUGUUUGACAGUAUCUGUCGUAUAUUGGUGCCCAGUGAACGUGAACAUUCUAGGUCCAAGAAAUAAAAUGAUUUUCUUGAAAACAGCUCUACCAGUUGUGAUCAAAUUUCAGCAACUUUCCCAAAUAAAAGUGCACAGGUGGUACUUUGAGGCCCAUUAUGGUACACACAGUAGAGACCCAGAUGCAAAAUGUUCAUCUGUCAAAGCCAGCUUUAGUAAUUAGAUGGGCUUCACUGUUGUUCAUUAUUCAGUAACACAGCUCCAUUGAGCAACAGUCAGCUUCAUUUCCAAGGUAAUGUAAAUAAGGUAAACUGUACAUGAGGAAGUAUGUCCAGCAUCUUUGUGUUUGUGUGUAUAUAUGGCUUAUUUAAAAUCAUAAUUAUCAUUAUCAUUUAAAUCAUAGAUGCAUAUAAUUCAGAGACUCCAAGAGAAAAGCGCAGUGAUAUAGCUGAUGUUUUCCAGAAUUAUUUUCUCUCUGUAGUAGAUAAAAUAAGAUCUAAUAUAAAUAGGAAUGAUAUUCCUGAUAAGAACUGUAUGGACUACCUUUUCAAAGCCUUUAAGAAACCUUUUCCAAAACUAGAUCUGAAACGGACAUCGACUAAGGAGAUUGCAAAAAUAAUCAAAGAUCUCAAACCUAAAAAUUCAUCUGGAUACGAUGAAAUCUCCCUCAAAAUACUAAAAAUAAGCUCUCCAUAUAUUGUUGCCCCAUUAAAUUAUAUUUGCAACAGAGUAAUCUUAUCAGGUAAAUUUCCAUCUCGAUUGAAAUAUUCCAUAAUAAAACCAAUUUAUAAGAAGGGUGAUAAAAAAGAUAUUAAGAACUAUAGACCAAUUUCACUAUUGACAUCCUUCUCAAAAAUAUUUGAGAAAGUUAUACUAGCAAGAUUAUUAGAACAUGUCGUUAAUAAUAAUAUAUUAUCUACAGAUCAAUUUGGGUUUAGAAGUAAUUCCUCCACUCAGAAAGCCAUAUUUACUUUAUUAAAGUACAUUCUACAAGCAUGGAACAGCAAGUCUGUGGUGGGAGGUAUAUUCUGUGAUUUAGAAAAGGCAUUCGACAGUGUUAAUCACGAUAUAUUAUUGAA
This is a messenger RNA of Cryptotermes secundus, 2988 nucleotides long. RefSeq names its product G patch domain and ankyrin repeat-containing protein 1 homolog. Gene Ontology annotation, molecular function: nucleic acid binding; protein binding. The transcript has 2 exons. Bases 90 to 1034 code for a protein of 314 amino acids. The record is from RefSeq and is a predicted model, not a curated record. NCBI's taxonomy places the organism in Eukaryota, Metazoa, Arthropoda, Insecta, Blattodea, Kalotermitidae.